AUGGCUUUUGCCAAACGCCAAAACAUAAGAAGGGAACCUCAUGCCGAUCCAGCUGGAGAACGGAGUCCCAGUCAGGAAUGGGGACCUCACCAAUUCUUUUCAGAUGACCAUGUGCCAGUGCGCACACUUUCCAUUAAGCAGCGGGCAAGCCAACUGGCUGCCCUCCUGGAGCAGAGGCCAACGACCGGCCAUCAGCCAGAGACCGAGCGAUCUCGUCGAUCUGUGGGUGAACAGUGGGAGCGCUCCCUUAGCCUCCGUUCUUCCAGCCGCCCGGCUUCUCCCUCAUCAGACUCCCUCAGACAGAAGUAUAUAAAGAUGUACACAGGCGGCGUGAGCUCAUUGGCUGAGCAGAUAGCCAAUCAGCUUCAAAGGAGAGACCAGCCUAAAACCCUUCUAGGCAAGAAGGAACUGGGUUCAUUAAAGAAAGAAUUCCCCCCAAAUGUGGGAGGCAGCGACGUCUGCUACUUCUGCCACAAGCGUGUCUACGUGAUGGAAAGGCUGAGCGCCGAAGGAAAGUUCUUCCACCGCAGCUGCUUCAAGUGCGAAUACUGUGCCACCACCCUGCGUUUAUCAUCGUACGCCUAUGACCUGGUGGACGGGAAAUUCUACUGCAAGCCUCACUACUGUUACAGACUUUCAGGUUAUGCACAGAGGAAGAGACCUGCAGUGGGUCCUUUGUCAGGAAAGGAUAACAAAGGGACCCAGCAGGACACCAUGGCCGCUGAUGGUGCAGGGCGCGCAAGCUCCAUCUCAGCAUCAUCAGAGAGGACACCAGCUCCCAAUGUCAACGGCCUAGAAGAACCCAGUCUCGCCAAGCGGGUACGUGGCACGCCAGAGCGGAUUGAGCUGGAGAAUUAUCGGCUCUCGGUCCAGCGGGAAGAAGAACUAGAAGAAGUGCCCGAGGAGACGCUGGCGGAGCACAACCUCAGCAGUGUGCUGGACAAAGGAACAGAAGAGGAUGUUCCCAGCAGUAGUUCAGAAUCUGAGAUGGAGGAAGAAGAGGAGGAGGAGGAGGAAGAUCGGCCACAGCAACCCACCUCUGACCUGGGCGGCGUGCCGUGGAAAGAGGCGGUGCGGAUACAUGCCAUGCUGAAGGGGAAGAGCGAAGAGGAUCUGGAGACUGAGAAAAACCAUGAUGUGGAGGAGGAAGAGGAGGAGGAAGAGGAAGGAGAGGAGGAGGAGGGAGAAGAGGAGGAAGUCUCUAGCGAAGAGGGAGAGUAUUACCCUUGGCAGAGUGAGCUUCAGCAAGGCCUCUGGCUUCAACAUCUCUCAAACGAAGAGGACUCGGGUACAUUUAAAGCUGGAAACCUGAGGCUGCAACAGAUAGUAAAUCCGGUUGAUCCCCUGGAGAUCUUGGCAGAUGUGCACUGGACACACAUCCGUCAGAAAGAGGAGGAGGAAAAAGUGGGCCCUGCCUCUAAGUCCUCCACCUCCAGAGCAUCCGACCUACCCUCCGUACGCCACGAGGCGGUGCAGGCGUGGCUGCAAACAGUCCCAGGAGUGUCCCUUCCGUCGCGACGGAAGAUUUGCCAACAGCCGCAAAGGAGGAGAAAGAACCGAAACACCGCUGGAGUUUCUCCCCCCUUGGUUAAUCCCUGCAAACCUUGCCUACCAGUCGCCUCACCCUGCGAAAAGGCUGCUCCACUGUCUCCAGUUCUAAACCACGAGGAAGAACCAAAAGAGGACUCGAAGGACUCCCUCACAACAAUGCCCUGCCAAAUGAGGACUCCAGAAGCCCGUUUUUUCCCCGAUCCAUUCCUCCCCGAUCCAUUCCCAUCAGAAGAGAAGACACAAGAAGAUGCCAUCCCUGAGGAUCAAAAAGUCACAAGCCCAACCGCGCCACUCUCUCCAAUACGGUCACAGCCAGUUGCCCUUCCCGAGAACGUCUCGCCAGCAUCACCUGUGAAAUCAACACCAGCAUCUCCCACGUUACCGACACCUCCGCCUGCGACCCCCCCGCCUAUAUGUUCACAGCCUUUGCCCUCUGCCGAAGCAUCCAUUCCAUCUCCAGUGGAGCCACCCGUCUGUUUUCAGCCAGUCCCAGCCUUAACCUCUACUCCUUUGGCCAAACUCGCCCUGAAAAGUCAAGACGGUGAGAUGGAAAGAUUGGGGAGCCCUACCUCAGCCGAAGAAGCCUUGAAACGUAAUAACCUUGUGGAGGAGUUCUGGACGAAGAGUGCUGAAAUCCGGAGGAGUCUGGGUCUCACCCCUGUGAACAGAGGCAGGGGGGAGUCAAGCUUUAGUACCAUCUCACCCCUUGCGUCUAGUCCCCUCAAAUCGUAUACUCCUGAUGGUACCCCAGAAGAUAAGGGAAUCCCUCUUGUAAAACCACAGCCAGCCCCCCGAAAGCCAGUCACACCCAAGCUGGAUGAACAGUUUUCUCUGCUGACACCGAAGUCCCCGUCAGAGAGAGAGCUGAAAAAUUCAAGCGACGUCAAGAGAGACCUGUCCAGCAGUUCUGGGCUUGGCCUUCAGGGCAGCUCUUCCAACAUGAGAACACUAGCCAGCCAGAGUUUCAACACUUCCGAUUCCACCAUGCUCACUCCUCCAUCCAGUCCCCCUCCUCCUCCACCUCAAAACGAAGAGCCGGCCACACUGCGAAGGAAGAGGCAUCAGGCCACUUGGCAGAACGAGGCCGAAUCGAAGCCAGCUUCCGAGCAAACGCCUCUUCCUCCACCAGCAAAUGAGCGUAACAGUCCUGCCAGGGAUCCACCCCAGCCUUCUCGAGAGGAGGUGCGGAAGUCGUUUGUGGAGAGCGUGGAUGAGAUACCGUUUGCUGACGACGUCGAGGACACCUACGACGAGAGGACCGAAGAUACGAGCCUUCACGAAAAGUACUACACGCCCCCUACCAGCCGGUCAAGACCAGAGAAACCCCUUCACCUACAUUUGGUGAAGGAGAACGGUGGGCCGCCAUCGAUGGAAGGAGGAAGCCAGCAGAAGAGAGGCCUGCCCCAAGUCUCCAUGGAAGCGAAGGAACUAGCUGAGGAGAGAAUGAGAGCUCGAGAGAAAUCCGUGAAGAGCCAAGCUUUGCGUGACGCCAUGGUUAAGCAGCUGUGCAGGAUGAAAGAUCUGGAGACGGCCAAUGCUGCCAGUGCCACCAAAUCUCACAAAGCCUCGACUGUGCCCUCAAAGACCAAAGAGCUGUUUUUCGAGUCCCCGAGACACGCGAAGGUGGGUGAAGUCCCCACACUGAAGCACGAAGCCAGUAGUGAAAAGUUCUUCUCGCCCUUUUCGGAUAUCAGUGGGCGCGAUGCAUCAGUCACCUCCUCAGAAGGUUCCGGAGGGAAGAGCAAGAAAAGGACUUCUCUCUUCUCGCCUCGUAAGAACAAGAAGGAGAAGAAGUCCAAGAACGACAGCAGGGUCUCGGACAAAUCCAGCAGCGCGGCUGAAGAAGCCACCAAGCCCAAAUCACUGUGGAAAUCUGUGUUCUCCGGUUAUAAGAAAGACAAGAAGAAAAAGGCAGAUGACAAAUCUUGCCCAAGCACACCUUCCAGUGGGACCACAGUGGAUUCUGGGAAACAUAAGGCAUCUCCACUGGUUAGAGUGGCAGAUUUGCAGCUGCGUCGGCACUUAAGCUUCUCAGAGGAUUCUGACCUCUCCAAUGAUGACGUCUUGGAACGCUCUUCACAGAAAUCCAAGCGAGAGUCGAUUUACGUACCACACGCCUUGGCAUUCAAGAGGUCAUACGCAUCAAAGAGGGCGUACACGGAGGACGAGCUCAAUGCCAAACUGACCAGGCGGGUGCAGAAGGCAGCCCGCCGACAAGCCAAGCAGGAGGAGCUGAAGAGGCUGCACAGGGCACAGAUUAUCCAACGGCAGCUGGAGCAGGUAGAAGAAAAGCAGAGGCAGCUGGAAGAGAGGGGAGUUGCUGUGGAGAAGGCCCUUAGGGGAGAAGCAGUUGAGCCCAAUGCCGGGACACCACGCCGUAGACCUCUCUCCUUCUGCCCUUGCUGUGCCCAUGAAGGCAUGGGGAAGAAGGACGACCCCAAGCUAAUGCAGGAAUGGUUCAAGCUGGUGCAGGAGAAGAAUGCGUUGGUGCGCUACGAGUCAGAGCUGAUGAUAUUCGCUCGUGAGUUAGAACUGGAGGACAGGCAAAGCCGGCUACAGCAAGAGCUCCGAGAGAGGAUGGCGGUGGAGGAUCACCUCAAGACGGAUGAAGAGCUGUCUGAGGAGAAGAGGAUCCUGAAUGAAAUGCUAGAAGUGGUGGAGCAGAGAGACUCUCUGGUGGCCCUCCUUGAGGAGCAGCGGCUCCGGGAGAGAGAGGAAGACAAGGACCUGGAGGCGGUCAUGCUAUCCAAGGGGUUCAACUUGAACUGGUCCUGAGCUUACGCUGUUCCCUGCUGCUGAUCGGUGACGUCCUGUUGGCGUAUGCUAAGUUGGCUGGAGCUGCCUGGGUGGUGGAGGCAGCUUGGUGUAGAAACCUCAUUGGACGGGGUUGUUAUUUCAGCAUCUGACUGCUUGAGCUAGAGGCUCCCCCCUCCAAAAGAGGCCGGUUCUAGAGGCGCCGAGUCCAGUGUGGGGUCUGCAAACCGAAGCCUAAGGUGGGCGGCCUGAGGUUGCGUGCCUUCCUCGCGGACCUGUGCAAGAGGCCAUUGAGGGGUGUGUUGUUUUUGUCUGUUUAUUUGUUCCGCAUUCUUUGAGAAACUGCUCACAAACCUUCUUGGAAGGAGAUUGAAAAUAUUUUGUGUUGUUGUUUUUUAAAAAAAAACACACAAGCAAACCUGAUCCAGGUGGACUUGCAGCCUGUCCCUUUUCAUGUUUUGCCUUAGUUUCUCAUUCCCCCCCCCCAAUAUGGAGGAGAGAAAUGGCUUAUCUCUUCUGUACAGAACGGCAACAUCCUGCAGCAGCUCCUAGGAGAGCCAACCCCUUGACCCGGAGAGUCCCACCAGUCCCAGAGCUCGGAAAGGUGUAGAUGCAAAAGUUCUCCCCACCAAAGAAGCCUGAAGCUGCCAUUCAUUUAUGUGGGCAUGGAAGGACCCCGGAGACAGAGAGGACUGGAGUCUUGUCAAGGCUGGUUUUAGUUUGAGACACACAUGGGUCUCUGCAAAAAGUUUGCCGGUUUCUGCAAGAAGUCCCUGCAGCCCACCCACCAGUUGCCAUGGCCAUCAGAAGGGAAUCGGGGGGGGGGGGGAGACAUCCCUUCUCAACCCUUUCGUUCUCUGGACUGAAAGCAACUGUGUUCUGCUAUCCAUUGAUACGCUUAAAGAAAAAAGAAGAGGACAAAUGACUAUUGAAGUUCUCCGUUGUGAACAUUUUGACACUGGAAAGUGCUGAUUUAUGAAAAUGGGUUGAUUUUGAAGCAUUUUGGAGGCAGCUGUUUCUAAGCGUCCUCCAGCUUCUUAAUACCCAAGAGCAAACCCUUAAGACUGUUCAGGAGGGUGGUUUUUUUUUUUUAAUAGGGGUGUUUUUCUUUUUCUUUUUGCACAUCGGAAAUGAAGCAAAAGACCUGCCCGGGCCCUUUAGUCACUUUAGGAUCCUUUAAUGUUCAUUAACUUAUUUUAUUUUUUUUAAUACUUGAAAAGAAGAUUUGUGUUUAUACAUUUCUAAGCGAGCGGUGAGCGAGUGAUGAUGGGAUUACGUGUGCCUGCUGUGUGCCCCCCGUCCCCCAAUCUGUUUUGUUUCGUCUCAUCCGACCUCUCCCUGAGUCUACUCAUUAGGGUUCUUCUCAAUGGUGUUUCUGUUACGCGUGCUCAGCCAUGGAGGGGAGAUGCUUUUGAAGUCCCAGAGCAUCGAAUCUGUGUCUUGGACUGCCCCUUGAACCGUGUUGAAGUGCCCACCCCUUAAAGAUGCAGGAUUUCCAAGCAGAUUCCUUGACAAAUCUCCCACCUGCUGCAGAGAUGGUCGAUGUUAGGAUUUUUCGUCCUGCACUCAUUCUCCGUGUUCUGCUCCCUGAAUUGAUGGGAAAGGUUAUUUACUUAGUUUAACUCCUGCUGCAGGUUUUGCAGCGAAAGCACUCCAGUGUGGAGGCACGGCCGCUCCCUCUCUUCCCUAUGUCCACCCCCCCCCCAGUGGAUCUAAAGGGCAAGCCAUGCUGGUACCUUCCAGCCUGCCUCCAAGUGAAGGAUUAGCACAAGCCCCACUAGGUCUCCCCCAAGCCUUCCUCUGUAGGGGUCAGGAAGGGUUUGGGGGCUUAGGGCUCCUCCUCACCCAAUGCCGUAGCAAAUAGAACACAACACAGACUAGACUCUUCUCUGUCACCAGCUGAAAGGUCCCGUAAGCACACAGUCCUUUGCCGUAUCUCCCUGGAUGGUGCCAACCUGCAGCUUCCAAACUCUGUUCUUCAUUUUAAUUUUUUUAAGGUGACUUGGCCGCGAGUAUUGAAACGAUGUUUAUUUUUAUCUCUGUGGACGUCUAAUGUGCUGUUUCUUUUAUUUACAGCCAAGGGAGAUGAUAGUCCACUUUGGAAGGGGGUGAGGAAUGUCGCUUUUGGUUCCCAGGUUUAAGACAAGAACAGCAUUUCUGUGCCGUCAGUCAUAUGCAGAAGAGAGACUUGCAGCACUCUGCUUUCCCAGAAUGCAGUGCUUUGACAGAGAAAAAACACUCUUGCCACAACUCUCUCAGAGGGGUAAGAGCACUGUCCCGUAAUCGGUUGGCAGGUGAAGUAGCAGUCCUUCAGAAAUUGCUAGCCCAGUUUGGGUGAGACGGAGCCACCAGGGCUUCCUCGCUGUCAUCCGCGGCUGGUGCCUCCGAAAGGGGACCGCAAACCAUUCUGCCAGAGCUCUGCGGGUGCCAUUUCAGCACUGCAGUGGGGAAAAGUUAAGCCUUCCAGUUAAUGGCAAAUGACCCCUGCUGCUUGUCUCUCAGAAAGCCGAACAAAGGGAGCAUGUGUGAGAUAAUUUAAAAGAAGACAAAAAUCCUUAGAUGUAGGCUGAGCGUUCAAGCAGAACUUGUGUACCUUUUUUUACGUCACAGUGCAUUAAAAGUCAGUCUAGGUACAGAUUCCUGGGGGAAGACAUUGCCAUUUUUAACCUACUUACAAACAGCAGGCCUUGGAGCCUUUGCCUGAAUUUAAGUGUGUGAACAGGAGGCACCAUUUCCUCAGUAGGACUGUUUCUGCAUUUUUACGUAGGAGCCUUUCCAAUUGGUAUGAAGGGCGUAAAGGGCUGCCAAAGAGAGAGAGAGGGCAUUUUCUCCUCAUAUAUGAUGUGCAAAUGGCCUCCUUAUUUGAAUGUUAAAAAGAAAGAGAUGCUUCAGAUGUUAGGAGUAUUGUUUCUCUGCUUUAUUAUUUUUUUAAGUGUCUUGGUGCAGACUGAUGAAGGUGUUGCAGCUGACUGGUGAGACUUAAUACAGCUCUUCCUUCUAACUUGUAAUGUUACACAAGGUUUGCUUUUCUCGUAGCCAUGCUUUCUUUCAGCAGCAGGUAGCACGCACAGGGGAGCAGUGCUUCAUAUUUUUAAAAGAUCUUUUUAGUGUCCUGAACGGGUGGUAAAAGACCGUCUUAAUCUGUUCUCAGCUUUUCUAGUUUCUUUUUAAAAUAGUGCUUGAAAUUGAAGAUUUUUGUUUUCGGGAAAGGAAACCGAAUUCUUACAAACUCCUAAGAGUUUUCUCAGCCUGCGUUCCUAAAAUCUAGCUGUGGGUUAUGUUAGCUCCUGGAAUUAAUAAUCCACACAGAAGUAGACUGGCCUGCACAAAAAGAGGAUAUAUAGAGAAAAAGAUUGGUCCAACAGCGUGGUUACAUGGUCCCCCCCCCCCCAAUUUUAAUACGGUGAGUGCACAGGAAGUUUCCAGUAUGUGUCUCAGCUGCUAUCGCUUUUCUGCAGACAGUAUUGCUCCAUUCAAGGAUAACGUCUCUCUUUUUAAUUACGUCAUGAAACAGAAGCCCUUCACGGGUUUUGCCAAGUGUCCCUUAAUGUCCUUCCUCCACAAAGGCAUGGCCCAGAGUGACAGUCCAACCCCCUUGGUUCAUGCUGCUCUUCAAAUGGGAUAUCUGUACAUUUUGAUCUUUAGGCUAAGUGGGGCUGAGGGCUUAAAGGAAAUCAUCCAGGUGGAAGAGUCGCAUUUAAACUCGGGCAUGCAAGCGCCUGCUUUCAGGCCUGCCCACUUAUUUUUCAGUAUGUUUCCUCGGAGUCUGGCUGACAAGAGGGUUUGUAGGACUGGCGUCUUUCAUAUUCAAGAUUUCAAAUUCCAGCCCAACUCUUCGAAAAUCUGCACAUAUACAUUUUUGAAGCUGGUCUUUCCGUUUCCGGUGGAUUUUUUUUUUAAAGUGUGCGUAUCUCUUUUAUUUCAUCUCGUUUUCCAGUCGCCAAUUCAAAUUUAAUUUACAAAGCAGGGUGUUCAAGGGUAGGCAUUAUAAACAGAAAGGGCAGAACAAACCAUAAAAAGUAGAUUGACUUGUAGAGUUGGUUGGUGUCCUCCUGCCAGGAUUUCUCUUUCUCCCUUCACAUUUACAUUACUAUACCGCUGUUGAUUUAAACUCAGCAGUUGGAUCCCACCAAUCGCUUUCGUGCCUGUGAGGGAUUUUUGCCAGUUCAGCCCUGGCUUCCUCUGACUCCCCCCCCCCCUCAGCAGCAUUUGGGGAGGGGGUACGUUUUAGACUGCAGCAGCAGCAGCAGCAGGGGAGCGGCAAAGAAGCCAAACUCUGCUGUUGGAAAUCCUUCAGCCAGUUUAGAUUUUCAGUUGUGAGUGUUGGAUAUGGUCUCUUUGGUUAUCCACGAGCCACUUCCCUCAAAGAGAACAGGAAUGUCAGACUGUACAUUUAAAAAGCCUGGUCUUCUGUGGGGGGGAACGUUAUUCCCCAAAGGAAGUACAGUCUUGUUUUGAGGGGUUUUUUUUGUUUUUGUUUUUUAAUUGGCUUUUGGGGAAUGGAUCCUUGGAAAUGGGCUGCCUCCUGCAAAAGCUGAUAAAUCACCUCCCUCCUGUCAUUCCCAUGCAGUAAUUCAUUCCUGAAGAAGAGCAAUAAAAUAUUUCAGUUAGGAGGUAGGAAAUCCUAGGAUUCUCUCAUAGCGCAAUAAGGCGAGGCCGUCACAUUCUUCUAUUGUGUUUGCUCCUGACUGCACACUGAACAUCUAAGCAGUCUUGCUUGUUGUUAUAUACAUGGUGUAUGCACCCUUUCUUUGAUUUUCAUCUUGAGUUUUGUGAAACGAAACCCUGUAUUGUAGUAGAAAAAUGCCACCUCUUUCUCCACCAGAAGUUAGGAAUUGUAUAGAAAACAUUUUAAAGUGCUUAUCUAGUUCCAUAUGAGAGUGUUGAAGCUUGAAAUAACCAAGGAUUCCCUUGUUGGUAAAGUGGUAGGGAGAAAGCUAGCUACACAAAAGCCCUGGAAUGUGACUACAGAAGUUUUAGUGCCAGAGUCUGAGUUUGUAGAACCUGGGAAGGCAGAAAUAUAUUGCACAGGCAAAAUGCACACCAAACGUGGUCUCUGAAGAUUUGUGCGCCUCUGAGUUAUUCUAGGUUGUCUAGGGGAGGUUUUCAUGGGAUCACUACCCAUUCUUGCCAUUUAGGAAGAGGAAAAUGUGGCUUCAGUCACAGCAUCUUCUCCACCGCUGCAGCCCAGCAGCAAAGGGAGUAUGGCUGUACGCUGGAGAUUAAAGCGUCCUUUCAUCCAGGACGGAGCUAUUAUUCCACAGUUUUAUUUUCUGUAAUGUCGAUCAAAGAGAGGGUGCCUGCUUUCUUUUCCGAACAGCGUGGGGAGGCUGACUUCAUUUAGCGACGCCAUGUGGAUUAACCCCCUUCUCCACCCGUGCCAGAGUCCUGAUUUGAAUUGGGGCCUGCACCGCAGCUCUUUGAGGGCUCUGAACUAACAGAGCACACGUCACCCACCAUCAUGUCUGUUCUGGCCACGAUGAGGCAAAGUACGGAUUGUGUUUGUCGGUAGGAUUGCAGACCAUUUCUGCUAUGCCCGCGUCAAUACGGCUAUUAAGAACCAGCCUUCAUCCUGUAAACUGAUAGGAAUCUGGCUGGCCUUUUAUGCCUGCUUGUGCUCUACAGCAGUGCAGAAGAACGUCAGUCGGUAUGUCAGUUCAGUAUAAACAAUCACGCUUCCGUCCCAAGCUGCCCCAUGCUGGACAACUAGAAGAGUGCGUUUCAACUCUUAACAACAUCACAAGUCUGUUUCCACCCCUACAGUUUUCGCUCAAGCCCCAGUAAGGGUCUACAUCUCCAUGUACUGAAUGUAGAGACAGGCUGGCUAUAUUUCUAGCUUGAAUGGUGGAUUUUAUUGCUCCAGGAACACGAAUCGUAUUUUCUCUCCCGCUGUCUUAACGUUUCCUGUAAGACUUUAUGGCCUCCGUGGUCUCAUCCGGGAGUCUCGUUCUGUCUUUUAAGUGCAGCGUUUGGCCCUCCUUUUUAGGACAUGGUGCUAAUGCAGAAGUAACAAGAAGCACACUUGUUGCUCUCUCUGUGGGUUUUUAAUCUUUUCUUUUUUUAAAAAAAAAUACAGAAUGCUUCACAGCAUCCACAGUUACGUCUACCGUUGCAUGAUCUACUAGUGUGAACUUUUGAUAGAGGGGAAGAAACACCCCAAAACUAUGGUCACCCCCUCCUCCAAAUGCUCCCUUCGUUUUGGGUUUAAGAAAACAAAUUUAACCAGAUUGUUUACAUUUGGACUCAGAGAGGAAAGUGUGUGUGUGUGUGUGUUUCAAAUUCAUGAGUUUUUUAAAAAACAUGCUGUGAGUUGGGACUGUUAGUUUUUCUUUUUGCAAUAAAGAACAUCAUGAAGCAGGUGGUUGAUGCUUAGAGGCAAAGGAGAAUCCCUCCCAGUGCCUGAUGCGCAUAGAAGCUCCCAAGGAUUCCCCCACCUUCCAGGGCACAAUUGAUGGAAUUUCAUAAGCGGGGUAGAGUUGAACGGAUGAGAAUGUCACUAAAGAUACAGGUUGGGGUAAUGUCAUGUUCUGAUGGCAUUUCAGUAAAUUAAUUUUAUAUAUGUGUGUGUGUGUGUGUGUGUGUGUGUACACGUGUACAGAGAGAGAGAGAGAAAAGUACAUUUGUAUGUCAAAACCAGUCCCAGUGAAGGGAUUUAAUGUGGUACCUUCCCCUUGGGACAGGUGGGAACUCUGAUAUUCAGACUGUUUUAUAGCCGACGUCUGUGCAGUGUAACAGGAAACUGUGUUUACUGUACUUUUUUCAUGUCUAAGAAACCCAAGUCCGUUUUACUCUCCCCCCACACACACACUUGGUUGCAUUUCAUUCUGUAUGUUCUUAUGCACACUUGUGUUGAUGGUGUUAAAGAUUUUAGCACCUUGGGUC
Messenger RNA from Gekko japonicus, 11187 nucleotides. RefSeq names its product protein-methionine sulfoxide oxidase MICAL3-like. Lineage: Eukaryota; Metazoa; Chordata; Lepidosauria; Squamata; Gekkonidae. The record is from RefSeq and is a predicted model, not a curated record. The transcript has 25 exons. Bases 1 to 4326 code for a protein of 1441 amino acids.